AGAGUGUUGUCUGGGUUCUGUUCUGUUGAUCUUGCCAACCUAACUAACAGCAAACAGGUCUGGUGUUUGCCUUGAUAUCGUCCAACGGACAAUUGGUACGGAAAAGGGGAACCAGAAUGAUCGGGGGCUCGGAAGGUUUUGCAUGGGGAGAAAAGCUACAGAAGACAGGGGUCCUAACCAGGUCUACACAGAAGCUUGAAAUAUACCAAAGCCAAGAGGUUUUCGCCACAAGAUUCCUACAAGAAUGGCCUCUGGCGGAUGCCGGAUUUAUGAAGAUGCUGAGUGCAACAACCACACCAAGGGAAUCUCAGAACUUUGGCCGGACAGACUAGAUUAUGAAGAGCAGCAACGUCUCCUUGAUGAAGAUGAAGACUGCAUGGAGAAUGUGACCAAACUUGAGAGAAUGGAAGAAGAUGUGCCUUGGGAAGAAAGAGAUGGUGAAUAUUUUGCCCGAUUUCUGAAUGAAUUCCCUACCCAGAGAGAAGAGAUUGAAAAGUGUAUCAGAUGCCUUCGGGAAAUGGCCGAUGACAUUGACCAGACCCAUAAGAAGUGUACUAUUGCCAACAUUGCUGCUAACUCUACCAGUGCCUCCUCUGGCCUCUUGACCAUCCUGGGACUCACCUUGGCCCCCAUCACAGCAGGUGGGAGCUUGUUCUUGACAGCCACUGGGAUCGGUUUAGGGGCAGUGGCAACAGCGACUGGCCUUUCUGCUAGCUUAUAUGAGAGCGUGAAUAAUUCACACGAAAGGAAAAAAGCUCAAAGGCUGAUGAGUGAAUGCGAGAAAAGUCUAAGAAAGGCAAUGCACCCCGAUUUCUGCUUUGGAUCACCCCCAAAUAGCGGGGCUGUGGGGGAAAACAUGAAACAACUCGUUUCCAAUGUUGCUGGUCAAGUUCCUGACCUGUAUAUGGCUGUGAAGGGAAUCAGAGUGAAUGUAAAGGCAUUGAAGCAAGUCCGAGCCAAUCCUGGCUUGAAAGCUUUAGCAAAGCGAGUCACUGCUGCAAGUAGCAGAUCCCGGGGUACAAUCCGGGGGGCCAAGCAUGUCAGAAAGGUCUUUGCAGGAACCACCCUUGCCAUGAGCAAAGGGGCCAGGCUGCUAAGUGCUGCAUCAACUGGGGUGUUUCUCCUUUUUGAUGCCUAUGGCAUUGUUCAGGAUGCUAAACAUUUGACUGAGGGAGCCAAGGCAGAAACAGCAGCAGAGAUAAGAGAGAAAGCCAGCAAACUGGAAGAAGAACUUCGUCAUCUUAGCAGGCUCUAUGAGGAAAUGAAAGGCCUUGUGUGCGAAUCAGAGUGAGCAAAGAAACAGACGGCAUGUGCGUGAACUACGCAAUUCUCUAUUAGUUUGUAUUUGGUCAUGAAAUAUGUGGAAUCGUUUCUGACUUGCAGCAAUCUACUUCACAUUUCUUCAAGAAACUCUGGCCCAAUACAGAUGCCCAUUUUGCCAUGUGUCAACAUUUCCUACCAUAGAUCUGCAUGGUUGUCUGAAUUAAUGAAAGCAUGUUGUGUGUGUGGGUGGUUGUGUGUUUGCCCUGCUGUAGAUUCUAGUCUGGGGAUCUUAUGAGGUGGUAAGUCUUGACCACAUUAACCACUCGGUAAGCUGAUCGUCUAUAUUAGUAACUCAUGGCUCGUAACAUUGACAGCCCUCCAGGUGUUGUUUUUAUUGUGCAUUCAUGAUGAUUUGUGCUCAUGCUGGUAUUGGGAGAGUUAUAAAUGAUCCCACUGUUUGUGCCUGCAAAAAUUAGGGGCGAACAUAUUGCUUCCAACUGGUGCAUGUCCCAUACUGCUGCAAUCCUAUAACUUAUCAUAGCGCAAAUGUUCCAGGGUUUGUUUUGCUUGUUUGUUCUGCUUUUGACACAAGAUUCCACACCACCACACUGGCAGCAAUAAUGCAGUAACAUUGGGGAGGCAUCACAGAACAUCUAAUAAAAUGGAAUGAGGGAUGGAUGGACCAAUCCAUACCCACCUAUAAUAAUGCAUUAUUAUUUCAUCAAUGGCAUGUUGCAAGAUAUACACUUAAAAAGAAGUGACAUUGAGUAAGGAAUGUGUUCCUACUGAAGAAGUUUCCGAUUGGCGGGGCUGUCUUUCAAGGAACAGCUUGCUUUUCCAGCUUUAGACUUCAGAUUUCUUUUCCAAGUGUUGUUUACAUAUUUCGAAAUAUUUUAAUAUCUGCAGUGUUUCAGAGUUAUUAUUUAAUAAUCAUGUAUGUAUGAGUGUGAUUUGAUAGGAGCAUCUUUUUCAUAAAUAAAUGAAACCCAUUCAUUAUUGGGGAGUAAGAAAACUGACUGUUUAUUGAUGCAAUGUACUGUUCCUUUCCCCAUCAUGUUCCAUCUUAAAACUGGAAUCUGGUUUGUAAUCUGUGUCUCAGAUUAACCUCAGGACCAAUCUGAAUGAGAUACGAUGAAAGCAGCCGAGUUCCCAGUAAAAACACUAGCACAGACUUCAAGACUAAGGAAAUGGCGUGUCUUUAGUUAUAUCCAGACCUGGCUAAUGAAAACAUGUUCAUGAAGGAGGCUAUUUUAUAACUUCCCUGUGCUGUUAUUUUGCCAGGAGGCAAUUCAAGAGAAAGCACUUACACCCCAGUUAUUAAACUUAGCCUGGGGGCAUCUUUGUUUUCUGUCCCAGGCAAAAGUUUGUCCCAUUUACCCACAUUUUGAGGGGUUUGAAGUUAGUCCUGCUAGUUAAGUAUUG
Zootoca vivipara (common lizard) is the source of this 2685-nucleotide messenger RNA. Its product is annotated as apolipoprotein L2-like. Gene Ontology annotation, molecular function: lipid binding. Gene Ontology annotation, biological process: lipoprotein metabolic process; lipid transport. The record is from RefSeq and is a predicted model, not a curated record. NCBI's taxonomy places the organism in Eukaryota, Metazoa, Chordata, Lepidosauria, Squamata, Lacertidae. Gene Ontology annotation, cellular component: extracellular region; membrane.